Molecule: messenger RNA, 398 nt
Organism: Selaginella moellendorffii
Lineage: Eukaryota; Viridiplantae; Streptophyta; Lycopodiopsida; Selaginellales; Selaginellaceae
Product: membrane magnesium transporter
Exons: 4
Coding region: 45-368 (107 amino acids)
Cellular component (GO): EMC complex; plasma membrane; early endosome
Source: RefSeq, a predicted model, not a curated record
AAACGGUAUAUUCCACGAAUAGCCUUUUAGGGUUCUUGUAGGGUAUGGGGAUCGCCAAGAAGAUAGAUCUCGCGAUCGGCGUUCUCGGCGUGCUUCUCCUCGCGCAUGCGGCGCAUUCCACGAUCCAGUAUCGCGCGGCUCUCAAGAUCAAGGAGGAAGAAUUUUCUCGCGUUUCAUUCCAGAUUUUGGUCGAAGUUUUGGUGAGCUCGGCGCUGUGCCUCUGGGCAGCGCUUUCGGUUCCUGGUACAUUCCUGGAGAUUCUUCCAGACUCGAAACACGACAGGAUCUUGCAGCUUCCGGAAAACCUUGACUUCAUGAUCUUCAAUCACCGAGGGAAGCUCUUCCCACCAAAGCUGGAUGUAAAUUAAAUCGGUAAACCACUACUGCCACCUUUUGUC